CAUGCUGUAAGGAACAAGAUGUAGAUAUUGUCGCUAUACAAGAACAUAGACAAAGAUCUAAAGAUACAGAGAUUGAAUAUAGAUAUUCGGAUGAUGGCGAAUGGCUGCUAGGAUUGGCAUCAGCAACGGAAGAAGGAAAUGGCGGUGUUGGACUAUUAAUGAAGACCAAGUAUAAAGAAUUGCUAAUGAACAUUGAAAGAGUCAAUGAUAGAAUCAUAGUUGCUUAUUUCGCAGGCAAUCCAGCUUUGACAAUUCUAUCAGCGUAUGCUCCGACCGAUAUGGCAAACGACGAUGAAAAGAGUGAGUUUUAUGAUGCUCUAUCAGAUUGUAUCAAGUCUAUACCAAAGCACAAUGUAAAAUUGGUAUUAGCUGAUAUGAAUGCCAUAGUUGGAAGAGAGAUGUCGUCUAGAACAAUUGGAUCAUCGUUGUAUCAUGAUAAAACGAAUGACAAUGGAGAGAGGUUGAUUGCAUUAUGUGAAAUGUAUGACAUGCGAGAAAUACAAUCAAGGUUUAGACAUCGUCAAGGUCGAUUAUGGACGUGGAGACAUACAUCUGGUCAAACCGCACAGUUAGAUCAUAUCCUUGUCAACUCGAAAUGGCGUAAUUCGGUUCGUAAUUGUAGGGCUUACAACACAAUGAACGUUGACUCAGAUCAUCGAGUUGUGUGCUGUAAAUUCAAAUUACGAUUAAGAGCUACAAAGAAAUGUAGUGUCACAAACAUUCGUUACAACUAUGCAAGUCUGAAGAAUGAUAGGGUAAACGAGAGAUUCAACAAGGUGCUAGCGAAUAGAUUUGAAGCUCUUCAAAAUGUCAGAGCAAAUGAUCAACCAAAUUUGGAUAAAGAGCAGCCGAGUGAUGAUGAUGAUAAUGACGAUUUUACAUAG
Messenger RNA from Didymodactylos carnosus, 884 nucleotides. NCBI's taxonomy places the organism in Eukaryota, Metazoa, Rotifera, Eurotatoria, Philodinida, Philodinidae. The record is from the annotation of a GenBank genome assembly.